CACUCACAUCACCGCUCCAUACUGCCCUUGAGAACACCCUCGGCCGUUUCUAGCUCUAUUGCUCACCCCCUCAUCCUCGUCACUGAUAUCUUAUAUCACUGGCUAUCAUAGUUGCGCGUCAGCCUCACCCGCCCGUCGCCGCCCCCUCGUUGGUCUCUUCGUCUACGCUUCCCAGCUUACUUCGCUGUCCGAAGGCUCAUCAUGCUAUCCGCCGCUGAGCUUCAACGCCUGCACCAGCAGCAGCAAGGUGGUCAAGGUGCAACCUUGGUCACUGGAUCCUCUGCUGGCGCACCCAUGUCGGACCCCUUUCCUUCGCUCACCGAAGAUCCUUUCCCAGCAUCUGCUGUGAAUGGUAACGGAAGGGCUGCCGGAACAAGCGCAGCUGCCGCUGCCGCUGGCUCUGGCGCCAAGGGCAACAAGCAGCAGGAAGCUCAGCCUGAUUUCAACUCUCAGGCUGCAUUCCCCUCGCUCGGAUCUUCUGCCACUGCGCCCAAGGGUCAGUGGGGCAAGAAGCUGUCGUCGUCCACUGCUGGCUGGUCCGGAUCUGCACCUGUCAUUCAAAGAGCCGUCUUCCAGGACUUCUUCUCCAUUCCUUACAAUGAGGCCAACAGCGCAAAGGUUGGAGCAGCAAUGACUGCUAUCGAGAAGAAGUACAAGAAUGCCAUCAAGAUUGAGGCUAGUACCACUCGCAGCACGAACACUACCAAUUUUGUCGUCAAGGGAGCCAAUGAGGCCACUGUCAAGGCUGCUCGCAAGGAGCUUAGCGUUUCCCUGGCCAAGCGUGUGACUCUCGAGGUUCCUAUCCCGCAAUCUCUCCGAGCUUUCGUUAUCGGCGCAAAGGGAAAGAACCUGAAGAACAUUACCGAGCAGACCAACUGCCGCGUCAACAUCCCGAGACAGGACGAAUCUGCAGAUGGCAAUGCAAAGCCAUCUAGCGGUGCCCGAGACGAGAUCGACUACGAAGAUGACGAGCAGAUCUCUGUCGUCAUCGAGGGAGACGAGAUCAAUGCCCGACAAGCAGCCAAGAUGAUUCAGGAUCUUGUCGCCGAGAGGACAUCCAAGACCACUCAGCGCUUGACUACUGUUGAGCAUAUCUUCUACCCCUUCGUCGCUGGUCCCAAGGGAGCCAAUGCAACCCGCCUGGAGACCGAGGUCGGCAAUGGAGAGGUCAGCGUCAGAGUUCCCCCUCGUGCCGCUUUCCUGCCACCCAAGGAAGCCGAGGAUGAAGAAAGGGAGCCAAGGCGAGAACGAGACCUGUCCAUUGUGGUCACUGGAGACCGCGAGCAGGUGCACAAGGUGGUCCAGACCAUUGAGGCUCAGGUGGACGAGAUGAGACGCAACUUCCGCAAGCUUGAUAUCCAAGUCCCCAAGCGCCAACAUCGAUUCUUGGUUGGCGAUGCUGCCAAUGACAUCUUGGCCGCAACUCAAUGCAGCGUUGAGCUUGCACCGCAGGACGACCCCUCAGACAACGUCACCAUUCGUGGACCCCACACUCAGCUUACGCUUGCGCUCGGCGCAGUCAUGGACAAGGCCAAUGCUGUCAAGGUCGAAGUCGUAGACGUCGUUGCAGCCCAUCGAUCUGCUGCUAACCCUCUUCAGCAUGCCAAGAAUCUGCUGCGGUGGCUCGCUGCCAGCGGCAAGCUUCCCCGAAGCGAGGGCGUACAGAUCUACCCACCUCGGGCUGCUCUGAUCGAGAGCACAGGCAACGUCCAGAUCGAGAUCGUAGGAGCCGACGAGGCUGGCGUCGCCCAAGCGCGAAGUAACAUCGAUGCAAUUGUCAAGGGAACGCCCCCCAGCUUUACUGACUCGGUAGAAUUUGACCCCUUGCUGCAAGGUAUGCUUAUCGGCAAGAAGGGAUCCAACCUCAAGGAGUACGAGAAGCGAGGAGUCGAAGUCUUGUUCCCUUCAGCUUCAGCUGCUGGUGGGGAGAGCUCGGCCGAGAUCCUGCUCUUCGUCUCCCCGUCAGCCUCUCUCCCUUCUGAGAAGAAGGCUCGCGAGGCUGAGGCCAAGAAGCUACUGGAGGGAGUCAAGGCUGACAUUGUCAAGGCUUCGCAAACAGCCGCUGACUUCAGGACCGAGGUUCUCAAGGUACCGGCUAAGUUCCACAGGGCCAUUGUCGGGACCGGAGGCAGCACUCUCAAUGCCGUGCUCGGCGAGGAGCGCCUUGCCGACGUCCGCGUAGGAAACACGGGCGACCAGACCGGAAAGGAGGACACUAUCACUAUUCGAGGUCCAUCUUCCGAAGUCGAGCGCGUUGCGACUGAGCUACGGAGGAUCGCCAAGGAGGCAGAAGAUGAUGCUAUUGUCAACGGACACGAGGUGUCCUUUGCUGUUGACCCUGCCCAUGUCAAGCAUCUUGUCGGCAAAUCGGGCGCUGCCAUCACUAAGCUGAGGGAGGAGCUGGGUGUUCGAGUGGACUUCGAUGAUGCCGCAGGUGCUGGCGCUACAAACGGCGCCGCCAAGCCAGCCAAGAAGGCUUCUGUCACCUGCAAGAUCGUCGGCCGUAAGGAGAAUGUCGAGGAGGCCAAGAAGAGGAUCUUGGCCCAAGCUGAGAAGCUGGCCGACGAGCGUGAGGAGGUGCUCAAGAUUCCGCAGAAUCUGCAUGCUGCCGUGAUCGGUAAGGGAGGUGUCUGGGUCCUGAGGCUGCAAGAGAACCACGGCGUUCGCAUUGACUUUCCCCGACAGGGAGGUGACAGCGCCAAUGGCGAAGGCAACAAGCGCGAGCAGAAGUCCGACGAGGUCAUUGUUCGAGGUGGCAAGAAGGGUGUCGCUGCUGCAAAGGCGGAGAUCAUGGAGCUUCUCGAAUACGAAAAGGAGAACAACAAUGUCGUGGAGGUAUCUGUUGCGGCACAGUCCAUUGCAAGGAUCAUGGGCAAAGGUGGAGCUACCAUCAACCAGAUCCGAGACGACAGCGGAGCUCAAAUCGACGUCGAUGCUGAGAAUGGCAAGGACGCUACAAGGAUCAAGCUGCGCGGAACAAAGUCUGCUAUUGCUGAGGCCAAGGCAGCCAUCAUGGCAAUCGAUGCCGAGGUCAAGGGUGAGGAGACCUUCACUUUGCACAUUCCUUCUAAGUACCACGGUCAAUUGAUCGGUCCUGGUGGACAGGGCAUCCGAGACCUCAUCACUCGUGCUACUGGCUCUGACGAGGCCGCUUCAUCUCGAUCGGCUACACAAUUAGUGCAAUUCCCUCGACGUGGAGAGCAGAAUGCUGACGUUGUCAUCGUCAGGGGUCCCUCUGCCAUCGCUACCAAGAUCAAGGCCGAUCUCGAAGCAGCCGCCAAGGUCUUCACUGACCGAAUCUGCCACGGUGUCGUUGCCACACCCGACCAGCAGCGCCUGCUCAUUGGCCGAGGAGGAUCAAGACGGUCUGAGCUCGAGGCAAAGUACAACGUGCGGCUCGUCUUCCCUGGCCGACCUGAGCACGGUCAGGAAGACGUCCUCAACGUCGCCGAAGUCGGCGAGGCCCCCAAGGAGCACAUUGUCAAGAUUCUUGGAAAGGAGUCGGACGUAGAGAACAUCAAGAAGGAAAUUGCCUCUUCGGCAGCCACUACUUCGGUCGUCAAGGUGCCGCGCUCCCUCGCCCCCAAGCUUGGCCAGCCGAACUUCUUCCGCGAUGUCCUCUCUCGCUUUGGCGUCUCCAUUGAUACUCCACGGGCGAGUGGAUCCUCCAGCUUGUCGAAGCCCUCGGGCUCCGUCGUCACUCAGUCUUCUGCUGCCGAGGCGCGCAUCGAUGCGGACGAGACCGACGAUGAUGCCAACGGAGGCCUCUCUUUCGAGCUGAUCCAGCUCGACCAGUCGACCGAGUCGGGCCAGACUGUCGAUUGGACCCUGAGCGCCAAGGGCGAGGCGGAGAAGGCCAGCGCCUCCUUAGCCAAGGCAGAAGCGUACAUCAGGAAGAGCAUCUCUGAGGCGGCCAAUGUCACCCAUGAGGGCAGACUGAUCGUGCCCGAGUCGGCAGUGCCACGCAUCGUGGGCAAGCGAGGGGCUGGACUGCAGAGCAUCGAGGCCGACUCGCCUGGCGUGUCAGUAGAGAUCCCUAGGGAGGGUGGCGGACUCUGCAUUAUCCGUGGAUCAGAGAGUGCGGUGCUGGAGACUCGAGACCGACUGGUCAGGAUCGCAACUCAGCCACCUAGGCGGGGCGGUAAUGACUACUGAAGAAUCGGUCGAUCACGGAGGGGAGUGAGCAGGAGGAGCGAGGCAAUACCGCAUUAGUGGCUGGUUCGGGUCCUUUUCCUCUGCAUGCUCGCUCGCUCCCAUACACUUCUUAUCAUCAUCAUCAUCACCAUCGUCAAUAUAACAAUCUUUCAUGUCACUCAUACUCUGUUCGUUCUCAUGCUCGCGUCAAUUACAUCAGUGAUUUCGAU
This is a messenger RNA of Microstroma glucosiphilum, 4364 nucleotides long. RefSeq lists its product as hypothetical. The transcript has 2 exons. The record is from RefSeq and is a predicted model, not a curated record. Gene Ontology annotation, cellular component: cytoplasm; nucleus. Gene Ontology annotation, molecular function: mRNA binding. NCBI's taxonomy places the organism in Eukaryota, Fungi, Basidiomycota, Exobasidiomycetes, Microstromatales, Microstromataceae. Gene Ontology annotation, biological process: nuclear division. Bases 202 to 4155 code for a protein of 1317 amino acids.